Molecule: messenger RNA, 1884 nt
Organism: Truncatella angustata
Lineage: Eukaryota; Fungi; Ascomycota; Sordariomycetes; Amphisphaeriales; Sporocadaceae
Product: major facilitator superfamily domain-containing protein
Exons: 2
Coding region: 1-1884 (627 amino acids)
Biological process (GO): transmembrane transport
Molecular function (GO): transmembrane transporter activity
Source: RefSeq, a predicted model, not a curated record
AUGGGAGAAACUAACAAGCUAAGCACGUCAGCUAAGCCGAGGGAAUUUGACACCGAAUCAACGGCCCGCGAAUCAGCCUCCAGCCAGUCUAACAAUUCGUCCCCUUCACGAACGCCAAACGAGCCAGCAAGACGGGAUAGCCAGCACAGCCAACACAGUCAUGCAAGUCGCGCAUCGCGUGCAAGCCGCGCAUCUCAUGCCUCUGACGAUAGUGACCCGCUCGAACCACUGGAACUGGCGAUCUCGCAGGGAUACGACGACCACAUUAACCGCAUCCGGACAGCCACAAGUGUUGGGAGCUCGGCCUCACGUCCGCCUGAUUUCGAAGUAUCUUUUGACGAUGAUGACCCAGAAAACCCUCGCAACUGGUCUUUCGGCUAUCGCGCAUGGGUGACAUUCUGCAUCUCGUUUACCACCUGGGUUGUAGUUCUCUACAGCACAAGCUACACAGCCACUAUUUCCGGCUUGAAGUUGGAGUACAAUGUUCAAAGUUCGACUAUCGUGACUCUAGGAGUGACUACGUAUUUGCUCGGCCUUGCUGUUGGAAGCUUGCUUGUGGCCCCGGCCAGUGAGUUGUGGGGACGCCGGCCAGUCUACAUUGUCUGCAUGAUAAUUUUCACUGUGCUUGUGAUACCAAGUUGCGUAGCGACAUCGCUGGCUGAGAUCAUCGUAGUAAGAUUCUUUGGCGCUGUGUUCGGCGCGGCUAUGAUUUCUAACAGCGCAGGGACCGUAGUCGAUAUCUCAACUGAGGAAACUCGUGCUUUGGUCAUGUCGAUAUGGUCGAUCGCGCCGCUUAAUGGCCCAGUGACGGGACCGGUCAUCGGCGGAUUUGUCUUCCAGUACCUCGGUUGGAGAUGGGAUAACUGGCUUGUACUCAUCCUUGCUGGUGUCGGGACCAUGACAAUGUUCACGGCAAAGGAAACAUACUCGCCAAUCAUCUUGCAGAAAAAGGCUGCUCGCGUACGAAAGGAAAUGGAAGACGAGAGGUGGUGGUCCCGAUACGACAACAAAGUUUCGCUGCCCGAACUUGUAAAAGUUAACCUCAUGCGACCAUUCGUCCUCUUCUUCACUGAGCCUAUCCUGUGGUUCUUCAACCUCUGGAUCUCACUUAUCUACGGCAUCUUGUACCUGUGUUUCGUCGCCUACCCCAUCGUGUUUCAGCAGUACCGUGGUUGGGGUCCAGGCAUUUCAGGUCUGGCAUUUGUUGGAAUCGGCAUUGGAACUAUGGUAGCCAUCCUAAGCGAGCCCUUAUUUCGCAAGAUCAUCAAUGCGCACCCCAAAGACCCCAAGACGGGCAGGGUCCCCCCUGAGGCGACAGCAAGAGUUAUGAUCAUCGGGGCCAUCCUGACACCCAUAGGGCAAUUGGUGUUUAGUUGGACUUGCCUUCCAGUCACGAUACAUUGGGCGAUUCCGAUUGCAUUUGGCAUCCCCUUUGGCGCUGGUAACACCAUCAGCUUUAUUUACGGUAGCAACUACCUGGCUGGCUCAUAUGGCAUCUAUGCUGCGUCGGCCCUGGCAGGCAACGCCGUGACGCGAAGCAUUUUUGGCGGUACGCUACCGCUCGCUGGACCCAGCAUGUAUGCCACACUCUCGCCUCAGUGGGCGGGCACGCUUCUAGGGCUGCUGGAGGUGGCCAUGAUCCCGAUCCCCAUCAUUUUCUACAAGUAUGGGGCAAAAAUUCGGGCCAAGAGUCCGGCAAUCAAACAACUAAGGGAAGAUGCAGAGAAGAACGAGCGUCGACUUGAGAAGGCGCAAAGGAGAAAAGAGAAAUACGCGGAGGGUUCAGGUCCAAUUGGUGACCCCCUGGUCCACGAUGUCGAGAAAGAAGCCGGCGCGCAAGCGCAUGCGGCGCCGACGAGAACCAAGGACGAGACUGAUGUAUGA